This is a messenger RNA of Clunio marinus, 2805 nucleotides long. Lineage: Eukaryota; Metazoa; Arthropoda; Insecta; Diptera; Chironomidae. The record is from the annotation of a GenBank genome assembly.
GCAAUGAGAAUUAAUUAAGAAAAUAUAUAAAGAAAUCAAAAGGAAAAUUAAGAAGAAAAGUGCCCUAAAUUUUAGUUAAAAAAAACUAUUUAAAGCUAACAAAAGAUUUAUUAAUGAUUUGACUUCCAAAGAAGACAAGAACCAAGGAAAAUGAACCCACUAGGAAUAAUCAUAUUAAACUUUAUCUUGUUAUCAGUAGCAGGAGCUUCGCCAACACGCCGUGUGUGCAUGGAAUUCAAUCGAAACAGCAUUGCGGGUAGACUUGACCAAUCGGAUGAUAAUUCAGAAUAUCAAGAAGAAACCGAAAAUGAUAUUGUCGAUGAUGACGAACUUUAUGUGGAUCAGAAUUUCACUGAUAUUCAUCAAUAUAAAACUCAAGAAACUUGUGCAAACAAUUUCGAGUAUUGCUUUUCAGCAUGGAGGAUAGAAAAAGAUGGAAGCACAAAAUUAUAUUCACAAGGUUGUUGGGAACAUGUUCGCGGAUGUAAUCAAUCAGCUUGUAUUGGAUAUCAAGAGAAGCAAGCUGUUGUAUUUUGUUGCUGUAACACUGACCUAUGUAAUAACAAUUUGACCAAUGUCACACCUCAAACAUCACCGGUCGUUAUUCCCCCGGCACGCUCUAAUUUCGCUGAUAAUUCAGUUUUAAAGAAUCCAGCAGUUUGGGUCAGUUUCAUAUCGACAGCUAUUAUGCUUUUUAUUAUCGCUCUCGUCUUCUUCGUCUCGUGUCGCGUCAAAACCAAACCAAAACCAGAAGCUUCACCUUUGGCACCAUCUGGUCCCGGUUACUCAUCCAACUUAUAUAAUGUCGAUAACUUAAAACCAAUCUCAAUUAUCGGCGAGGGAAAGUUUGGUAUUGUGUGGAAAGGAAUGGUCAAUGAACAACCAGUGGCCGUAAAAAUAUUCAGUGCGCCAAAGAAACAAUAUUUUAUUAAUGAACGUGAAAUAUACUCGCAACCAUUCAUGAAUUCGAGUCCAUCUUUACUCACAUAUUUCGGUUCUGAUGAACGUUUAACAUCUGAUGGAAAGAUGGAAUAUAUGUUGGUUCUUUCUCUUGCUGAAUAUGGUUGCCUACAGGAGUACCUGCGUGCAAAUACAACAACAUUUGCAGUCUAUUGUCGAAUGGCCAUUUCCAUCACUCGAGGGUUGUCAUUUCUUCACACAAGAAUCCAAAAAGGUGACACAUUGAAGAUGUGCAUUUGUCAUCGUGAUCUCAACAGUCGAAAUAUUCUCGUAAAAUCCGAUCUGUCAUGUUGCUUAUGUGACUUUGGAUUUGCAAUGAAAACAAGUGGAUCACAUUACGCUCAACAAGGUGAAAUGAUUGCGGCUGAAACAAAAAGCAUUCACGAAGUGGGAACACUUCGUUAUAUGGCACCAGAAAUUCUCGAAGGUGCCGUCAAUUUGCGUGACUGCGAAUCAUCGUUGAAGCAAAUCGAUGUUUAUUCACUUGGCUUAGUGUUGUGGGAAUUGUGUAUGAGAUGUCAAGAGUUUUAUCCUCCAGAGAUGACAACUCCACCAUACAAAGCACCAUAUGAAGCGGAAAUUGGAAUUCAUCCAUCGUUUGAUCAAAUGCGCUUAUUGGUAUUGCAACACAAAGCACGACCAUUGUUUCCAACAUGUUGGGGAGGUGGAUCAGCAGCUUCCGCUUCAAAAGAAAUAUGUGAAGAUCUUUGGGAUCACGAUCCUGAUGCUCGUCUAAGUUCACUUUGUGUUGAAGAACGAUUAAUGGAGAUUGCGACACUUCAUCCGCGAUCUCAUUUUGUUUCAUCAAACACACAUUUGGAUGCAAAUAAUUUAAUUUCAUCAGCUGCACCCGCAAUAAGUUUUUGUCCACCUGUUCAAGGAUGUCAUCAAGUUAUUGCACAAGUUGAACACACAAGUGAAACAUUCUUAUCGAGUCCAUCAAGUGACUCUGGUCGAGUUAUUCCUAUUAAAAAUCGUGAAAUGUUUGGACAACAAAUUCAACAGUUUCAAGGACGUAAUUUGUGUCUUGAAAGAAAUCUCGUUCAGAUUCAUCAAGCUGAUCAAUCGAAUGAUGAGAAACCGAUUAAAAAAUGUCCACUUGCUAUGGGAAAUCAAUUGAUAAGUGGAAUCAAUUCUGAUAGUCAUUUCUAUGAUAUGGAAUAUGAAGUGCUCGUUGAAGAAUUGCUCAAUAAAAAUAUAAAAACUUCACCGACGACUGUCAGCGAUUCUAAUAAUUAUUCUGAGAUUUUACCGAAAAGAAAUAAUGCUGAUAAACGAGGCAUGCGAUGGAAUGGAGUUAGAAAAAUGAUUCAGAGAAAAUUUUCAAAGAAGAGUCACUUGGGAAACAUCAAUCAGCAGUUAACAUCACCGACAAAUAGAAAUAUCCAUCUGAACAUGAUUGAAUCGAACAGUGCUGUCAUUGAGAAGAAACCAAACAACAUUCAACGUCCAAAAAAUUUGGAUAUUUCACCGAUUGUUGUUAGUAGAAAGCUUCAAACAUUCAAAACACCUCCGCACGAUUCAGAAAAUGAAACAUUUACAAUCAUAAAAGAAUCUUCAAAAAUUGUGACUUCAAAAUCAGCGACAUUGAAUACAAUUUCUGAUGAAUUGUCUUCAGAAGGAAAGAAUUUGAAACGUCAACGAUCAUUGGAAGUAUUCAGAGAAGUUUUUGGACCAGGAAAAGGAAGUGUAGAGAGACUCAGAGAUGUUCAUCAGAGAAUCAAAACACCGGGAGAUGUUCCACCAAGUGUCCGGAAAGUAAGAGCUUCGAAGACUCUUUCACUAUACGACGAUCGCAUGAUGAAUUCUGAGCUCAGAUUCGAUGGCUCAUCUAACAGCAUGUAG